UGACUGUCACGGGAGCCAAUCAUAUCACUGCGCGCUAGAUGACCAGAGGCGAUUUACGUCCAUCACGAAAGCCUGUCCGCCAUUGUUUUAACUAGCAGUAGUUUGUGAGAAUUUCGCGUCCAGAUUUGAUUCUAACGGACAAUUUAACACUAUGGCCACUGCGGGUAUCGGCACGUGGCAGAGCAUGUCAGCUGACCCAAACUGCGUCUGUGAGGGCGGAUUUGGGGAGGUAACUAGUAUUGCAAAAAGCCCCAUCUUCUAUGGGGCAGGAAUGGGUGUUCUCCCGGGACUAAGCCAUCAGGACACCGCCAUUUUGGCAGGCGUACUCACGGGUCUGGCAACCUUCCUGUUUCUGGCAAUCCCUAUCCUCUGUUGUCUCUGCCCCUUCCCGUGUCUGUGCUGCGGGGGAGCUGGCGGCAAGGGAGGUAAGGCGUUAGCAGGGGCAGGGGCAGGAGCAGGAGCAGGAGCCGGUGGCGCCGCCAAGCGGAAAGAGAAACAUAUGCACGAUGGCAUAAGUGGUCGCAGCACUGACGUGGAGUCAAUCAUGAGUUUCCGGUCAUUUGACAAGAAUUGGGACAAGCUGGACAAGGUGGAUUACGACAACCUGUAUGAAGUGGACAUGAAAUUACCACGUGUCUGGCUGGAAACAUUACGAGGAGUUCCUGACGAUCAGAUUGAUGGUCGCCUGCAGGAAUUGGAGGCUACAAAUUGGCAGGGUACUGACAUGCACAGGAAUGGAGGUUACCAGGGCGGAUACGAGGACGGACGAGACAUGCAGACUCUGGAGAGAAAUAUGACCAUGGAAACUUCAGGAGGUUACGGAGGUGGUGGCGGCGGGAACGGACAUAUUUACGGAAGUGGUGGAGGCGGUAACGGACAUGUUUUUUCCACUUCCACUUCCGGUCGAGAUGGUGGACAGGUGUUGGAAUGGGAGACAACUCGUCAGAUCAACAUAGCGGCAUCGGAACUUCCGGAACAGGAAUACAUCUUAGAGCGAGAGUUCCGCCAGGAGAUGAAUGGCAUGGAACGUGACAACUUUAUGAAGAUUUACCAGACCUACCGACGAAUGCUUGACGAUAGUAAGCAGACUGCAUUCUGAACCAAGCUUUGAACCACACCUUCCUAAGAACAGUGACGUAUCCAAACGGUACCUCCUACAUAUACCGGCCUAAUAUUUCGGAGUUCCGGUAAAUGAGAGAACAGUAUAUUGUAAUACACACAAUUACUGGAUUCUUAAUAUACCAAUGGAACCAGUCGGACUGCUUGGCACGUGUGAACAUGUCAAUUUUGUUAUGUAUAUAUUUAUUUUAUCAUUUUUUAAAAUCUAUUUCUAUUAGUUGAAAGUGCUUUUAAUAAUUGUUUUUCAAAAAUGAGUUACCUAUUGUUAAGUGAUUAUAGAUGCGAUCUUUCUACAGAAGCGUGCAUCAUUUACAAUAACGUGAAGUGAUUUUUCACGACAGUACAGGAAGACCAGCGUAUUUUUAGAAGAUGGAAAGUAUUUCUUUCGAUCUCGUUGUUAAAAUUACUCACUGUUUAGUUAUAUAGUCUAAUUUGCAUUGUAAUUUUAGCACUAUCUUCAUCUUCAAAUGAAACCAACUCACGAGUACCUGUCAGGGACAGCUAUAUGUUCAUAGUUCAGGAACAAGUUUAGUCUGUCGUAAUGUUGAAGACAAUGGGUAUUACGUUUGUGUCAUCUAUUAUUUGAUAAUUAAAUAAAUCACGUAAAAAUACAUAAUGAUAAAACAUUUUGUAUUUUCGAUAUCUUUUACACAUAUUUUCAUGUUUGUAUCUGAUACAUAGGUAGUUAAGACAACAUUGAUGGGGUCUCUUUACCCGAAGAGUUGCUCUUGAUUCAUGAAGGGAAAUGACGCCCCGUACGUGUUUACACAAUAACAUCACUAUCGGAGUCCAGAUGAUGUGGGCUAUCACAACGUCAUAUAUCAUUUUGUUAUAUGUGGUGGUGUUAUUUGACUUAUUUUAUACAUGUAUGUGGUAUAUAUAUAAUGUUGUAUAUUUUACGUCAUAGCCAGAGUGCAUGACAAGGGAGGUAACUCCACUUUUCAGAGUUCUCACAUAGUGCCUUUUAUAAGGGGAGAUAAUCUCCAAACACUUGUGUGCCUUUGUGCUAUAUAUGUUUUUAUGAUAUUGCUGACACAACCUUCAAUAAAGCGAUGAUAAUUGA
Mizuhopecten yessoensis (Yesso scallop) is the source of this 2182-nucleotide messenger RNA. RefSeq lists its product as uncharacterized. NCBI's taxonomy places the organism in Eukaryota, Metazoa, Mollusca, Bivalvia, Pectinida, Pectinidae. The record is from RefSeq and is a predicted model, not a curated record. The transcript has 7 exons. Bases 152 to 1099 code for a protein of 315 amino acids.